AUGGACUGGACAGGAGGAGUUCGCAAACGCUUCGCCGGCGGCAAGAACAACUCCAACACGUUUAAGCAAAAGCAGCACUUCGCGAAAGCUAGGGCGACACUCCAAUAUACGCCCAGCUCAUACCGUACAUUCAAACCCACUUACCCAGCGCCUGAGUCAGAUGGUGAAAGGCGCCGUCAGUAUCUUCACGAGGAGGCAAAAUCGAAACGCCACUCUACGCACGCCACCGGUCGAGGCCAUACCAGUCGGCCAUCAAGAGGAGACCACGACAAUCACCCGAAGCAACCCGGAGCUCAUGUUGAUAAGGUCUCAAAGCGGCAGUCACAUGAUGACCACAGUCCUAGUAUAGACAUCGGUACUCUCGACGACGACAAGAACGACGAAGAACUUCAACUUCUUGCUAGCCGCCAUGGUCUCCUUGCACGCCGCGACUGGCUUGGCUUGUCAUUUGCUCGCCCGCUACGCAUGGAUUACGCUUCUUCAACGAAUCGCGACCACGUUGGCAAGAGACGCAAAGUCCGAAAAGCACAUCGUAGCCUGAGACCGCCAAGCAGGCGACUGCUAACACCGUUAUUCGAGGAGCGUCAGUUGCGGCCCGACUAUGUCAUGAGUGGUGCGCUUAGGGACGAUCAUAUCAUUGUCAAAAUAGGCACCGAAGCUCUGGCCAGCCAGACACAGCCCUCUCGUCGCUCUCGCACCCCCAUGAACACUAGUAUGCGUCCCCCAUCCACGAAUUUCGCCUCACUUUCCGAGGAGUCGAUGCUACUGGGGGCGGCUGGAGAUGAGUCGGAAGCCGGGAGAAGCAUACGCAAUGACGAUCAUCAGCCGAGUGGGAGUGGAGAGGCUUUGCAGGCUCCCCGAAAUGCUGCGCGGCCACAACAACUCGUGGCGGACACAGCGCAAAUGUGUCGGAGAACGACGAUGGACCCGCUGCCCAGCGAAAACGAUGAUUCUAUGAGCUCUCGUGAGUUACCUGAUAAGCGGAUGCCUAUACAAGCUCCGCCAGCAGAUGUAUGGGUUGAUCAUUCGACAAAUCCUGCCUCAGUACUCAAAACCCACAUCUCGCAGUCGAAUGCCAGAAUCGCGAAUCUCAAUGAACCUUUCGACCAGAUUCAGAAGCUACCGACCUCGGAAUCUAAUGAUAGGCAGUGGCGUCAGAUGAUGCACAUUGCGCCAUACACAUCAAGCCAUGUCUCACUUGCUCGUGUCAAAUCAUCAGGUGACCAUCUAGCGACAUAUAGUAGCAGUCCCCGCCCAGCGUUACGGCGGGCAGUCUCACAAGUAGUCAACACGGGGUCUAAAACGAGAGAAGAUGAGUUCCCGAACAGAGCGGUCGCUACUGACGCACCCAAAAGACUGCCGUCUAAUGUUAUCGAUCUUCCAACACCAUCACUACAAGAAGGUAGAUCAUCCAGCCUAGCUGAGGAUGCCAAGGACGAGGCCUUCUGGCGACGGUUCAUCAUUGGAAGCGAAAAGUCCUCGGAUUUGCUGAAAGGCCUGAUUGAUGGAGCGAAGCCGAGAUCAGACUCCGACAUCGUACUCGCUGCAAAUGCCUCCUCCUCUCUAGCCACGAGCGGGAUUGGCACAUCGAACAACGCGACUGCUGGCGGCACAUUAUUCGAGACGCAGACGACGAGCGACGACUACCUUCGUGAGCACGCUGCGCAAGCAAGAGUGCACCACGAAGCCAUUGAGUCCGUCCGGCCCGUUUCCGAGCACGACAGCAUCGAGGAGAAGCAUGACUUCCUCAAGCCUGUGAAGCAACCAGUCAACAUAAAUGCUACAUCAAAUCGAAUGGUAAAUUCAUGCCACUACAGUAGGAGACGAAAUACUGCAGUCGCCGCAGAGCCUACCACGCGCCACAAUUAUCGCUUAGUUGGCGGAGGAAAGACGAAGCGAAAGCGUCCUCGUGCCCACCACGAAAUAUAUGACGUGCUGGACUCGGAUGGCAACAGCUUUGCUUGA
Recurvomyces mirabilis is the source of this 1965-nucleotide messenger RNA. RefSeq lists its product as uncharacterized. The record is from RefSeq and is a predicted model, not a curated record. The coding region runs from base 1 to 1965 and encodes 654 amino acids. NCBI's taxonomy places the organism in Eukaryota, Fungi, Ascomycota, Dothideomycetes, Mycosphaerellales, Teratosphaeriaceae. The transcript has 2 exons.